AUGUCUGCCCAAGCGCUCUCGCAUGAGGACAGCAGCCCAGCUGGUCUCCUCGCGGCCUACGACGCGGCGCACGAUGAACUUGGAAGCCCACCUCAAUCUCGCGUACGCGCGGCGCUCGAGGGUGCGGCGCAGCGCGGGACACCGCUGACUCAUCUCGCGCUGCGCUCGGCCGGCGUCGGAAGCCAGGGCGCGCAGGCCGUUGCCGAGGUGCUCUCGCGCGACACAAACCUGACGCAGGUCAGCCUUGAGGACAACGCGCUGGGCGACGACGGCGCUGCCGCCAUCGCACGUGGCCUCAAUGGCCACCCGUCGGUCUUUCGGCUCAAUAUCGGCUACAACGAGAUCACCGGGCGUGGGCUGCGUGGUGUCGCCGAGCUGGUCGCGGCGGGCGGCCCGCUCCUCUGCCUCGACCUCUCCGGCAACAACUUUUACCAGAACGUGGCUGUCGCGAUGGCCGACGUGGACGCUAAGAGCCUCGCCGCCUUGGUCGACGGCCUCCUCCGCAACACGUCCCUCGUGAACUUGCGACUGGGCGAGAACAACAUCGACGCGCGCUCCGCCAGCCUCAUCGGCAAGCUGCUGCGCGGGAACACGGCCCUCACCUCGCUCGACCUGCGAGAUAACAAGCUCGCGGACGCGGGCGCGGCGACGCUCGCCGCGGCCCUCGCCGCAAACAGCAGCCUCAAGUGCCUCGUCCUGUGGAGCAACGGCAUCGCAGAGCAAGGCGCGCCCUCCCCCGCCGCCCCUCUCUCAUGGCACUGCGCCGCGGCGGUGGCGUCCGUCCUCUCCGAGCAGCCGUCCCUCCGCAUCCUGGACUUGGGCGGGAACGCGGUCGGCGUGGGCGGCGUCGAGGCGCUCAAGGCGGCGCUGCUACGGAACCGCAGCCUGCACACCCUCGGCCUCGCGAACGCCCAGCUCGGGCACGAGGGUGGCAUCGCGCUCGCGGGCGCCAUCGAGGGGAACGCCCACCUGACCCGGCUCGACCUGCGGCGCAACUCGCUGCACGUCGCCGGGCUGAUGGCGCUGCGGCUCGCGAUGAAGACGAACUCGGCGCUGCUCGAGGUUGCCGUCGACACGGCCUUUGUCGGCGAGGCCGCGGAGGACCGCGAGCUCGAGCAGAGCUUCGCCGCCGAGAUCAAGGCGGCGUGCGCCGCAAACAAGGACCGCACGCACAACGAGGCGAGCGCGGUGCCGGGCGAGGCGGCGGCGGCGCUAGGCGGCACCGACCCGAGUCGCCCCGACAGCAGCGGCGGCUCCCGCGCGCUCGACCUGCUCGCUCGCAAGGGGCUGCCUGCUGCAGAGCCCACCGCCGCUGCGGCCGAGUGCCGUGCGCUGGGCCGCGCGAGGCUGCAGGCGCUGGGCUGGAACCUGCUUGCGCGCGGCAUGGCCAGCGAUGGCUUCGAGGUGGAGGACGUGCUGGCGGAGCCGCCCGCGGACGACGAGAGUGCGGCGGUGGCGCGUGCGGCGCGCAACCUCUCCGCCGUCGUCGACCCGCUCGCUCGGUGGGCGAGGGUGCGCGAGGCGGUCGCGGCCUACUCGCCCGACCUGAUCGCCGUGCAGGAGCUCGACUGGCUGCCCGAGGCGAUCGGCGGCCUGGCCGCGCUCGGCUAUGAGUGCGGCGGGAGCGGCGCGCCGCUGCGCGCGCCGCCGUACGCGCCGCCGCACACGCAGCUCAAGCCGACGCCGGCGGACGAGCCGCCGCCGCUCGCCAGCUACCUCGCCGUCCUCGAGGCGUCGGGGCGCGCGUUUGCGCCAAAGGUGCCGUCGGUGUGCCGGCAGCUCAAGGUGGCCGCCGGCGAGGCGAGCGACGCGGCGUGCGACGACGGGAUCUGCCUCUUCUGGAAGAGCGGCGCGUGGGAGGCCGCGGCGCCGGUCGAGUACUGCGGCUCCUCCAACGCCGCCGGCCGCUGCCGCGCCCACUUGCGCGUGCGGCUGCGGCGGAUCGCGGAUGGGGCGCCCCUCACGGCCGUGGUCGCGCACCUUGGCUCGGGCAGCUCUGCCGGCGCUGAGGCCCUCAGGCUGGCCGAGCUCGAGGCUCCGACGACUCUGCUCGCUCCGCACGUGCUUGGCGAGCCGCGGCGCGAGGUGGCUGGCCCGUCGCUGCUUGGCUGCUUGCGCGAGGCGGUCGCCGCGAAUGAGCCGACGCUCCUCUGCCUCGACGCGAACUCGGAGCCCGACCGCGCCGACCGCGCCGCCGGCAGUGUCUGGGCGGCGGUCCGCGGCGUGGAGGGCGUGCGCAGCGUGUGGGAGGAGUGGUUCGACUCGUCUGGGGCGCCGACAGGGGCGGCCGCCGCGCAGCCCGUCAGCACCAACAAGCGGCGCGGCCAGCUCUCUCGCCAGCCGGCAAAGGUUGACGAGCAUGCCUGCCGGCUGAUCGAUCACGUCUUCUACACCGCGCCGACGCUCGCGCUCCCGGAGCACGCCUUUGGCCCGGUCGCCUUUGCCGACGAGGCAGCCGCGCUUGCGGCGCCGCUCCCGUCGCUCGCGGUGCCUUCGGACCACUACCCGGUGGUCGUCGACCUCUUGCUGCAGCCCGCAGCGGAGGUGGGGGCCGAGGCGACGCCGGAGAACGGCGGUCUGGCUUCUGGGGGGGAAGGGGCGGCGGCGGAGGAGGAGGAGGCAGCGGCCGCGGCCGCGACGGCGAGCGCGGAGGCGGCCGAGGCUGCAGGGAUUGAGGCGGCAGCAGCUGCUGCUGUGGCGGCGGCGGCUGCCACUGCCGCGGCGGCGGCGGCGGAGGAGGAGAAAGCCGCCGCCCUGGCGGAGGCGGCGGCAGGGGAGGAGGCGGCGGGCAAGGCGGUGUCUGAGGCGGCGGCGGCGGUUGAGCAAGCGCGCGCCGCCGAGGCGACUCGAAUCGAGACGGAGAAGGCGGCGGAGGAGGAGGCGGAGCGGUUGGCUGCCGAGGCGGCAGCGGCCGAGGCGGCGCAGGCUGCCGCAGCCUUCUCCGCCGCAGCGGCAGCAGAGAAGGCGGCGGCAGCAGAGAAGGCGGCAGCAGCGGAGGCCGCGGCGGCAGCUGAGGCGGCAGCGGAGGCGGCGGAGGCGGAGGCGGCGGCAACGAGGGUUCGCCUCGAGGAGGAGGCUGCGGCGGAGGCUGCACGUGCCGCGGAGGCGGCUCGGGCCGAGGCGGAGAAGGCAGCGGAGGCGGAGGCGGAGCGGCUAGCGGCGGAGGCCAGCCAACGGGAGGCGGAGGAAGUGGCGGCGGCUGCCGCGGCCGCCGUUGCGGAUUGGACGGCGAAUGGCGAUUCGGCCGUGACUGCGGUCGACGGGUCGGACGAUUUUGCGGCGCUGUUGUUCGCGCCCGCGGCGGCCGCGUCUGCGUUCGAAGAGGCGCCACCUAUGGGAGCCGAGACCGAGAAGGUCAAGCCUCUGGAUCCAGACGCUUUGGAUGCAUUCUUUUGAGGUGUGUCCGAAGUGGGUGCUACUGACCUAGUGUGCGCCAGUCCACGCCCUUGUAGUGCCAGUGUGCUGUGAGAGAGGCUUGUAUUCGAAAAGAGCUCUUCUU
Emiliania huxleyi CCMP1516 is the source of this 3499-nucleotide messenger RNA. RefSeq lists its product as hypothetical. Bases 1 to 3396 code for a protein of 1131 amino acids. Gene Ontology annotation, biological process: nucleocytoplasmic transport; activation of GTPase activity. The record is from RefSeq and is a predicted model, not a curated record. Gene Ontology annotation, cellular component: cytosol; perinuclear region of cytoplasm; nucleus. Gene Ontology annotation, molecular function: GTPase activator activity; small GTPase binding. NCBI's taxonomy places the organism in Eukaryota, Haptophyta, Isochrysidales, Noelaerhabdaceae. The transcript is spliced from 11 exons.